AGCAACAAAUGAUUUGGUGCCCCGUCGCUUUUCCCUCACCUUCCUCGUCUUCCCUUCCCCUUCGCCUAUAGAUCUCUCUCCUCCAUUACACCUCACCGCCAAUCUCACGUAGUCCCAGUGACACCACCGCGCCAAGAACCUCCAAGCUCACGCAGCGCUCGACCCCUGCAGCGCGCGCGCGGAGCGGCAGCGGCAAUGUCUUCCAACGGCAAGCCCACCCCGCAGCCCCCGGCCGCCACCAGCAACGGCGCAGGUGGCCCGCCCAAGAUGUACCAGCGGCCCAUCUACCGCCCGCAGCAGGCGCCCGCCAAGCGCCGCCGCGGCCGCUCGUGCCCGUUCAGCUGCUGCUGCUGCUUCUUCUGGACGGUCCUCAUCGUUCUCCUCCUCGCCUUCAUCGUCGCCGUCGCGGGGGGCGCCUUCUACCUCUUCUACCGCCCUCACCGCCCGGCCUUCACCCUCUCCGUCGCGCGCGUCACCAAGCUCAGCCUCUCCUCCUCCGCCACGGUCCCCGCGCUCACCGACUCCAUCGACGUCACGCUCACCGCCAAGAACCCCAACAAGAAGCUCGUCUACCUCUACGACGACUUCACCGUCACGGCCGCCACCGCCGCUAACGCCGUCCCGCUGGGGGAAGCCUCCGUGCCCGGGUUCGCCCACGAGGCCGGCAACAUCACCGUCAUCAAGGCCACCGUCUCCGCCUCCGCGCUCGGGGUCGACCCCACUGCUGCGAGCUCCGACAUCAAGAAGUCCGGCGACUUCUCCAUCACCCUCGACCUGGAGACCAAGGCCGGCGUCAAAGUCGGCGGCCUCAAGACCAAGAAGAUUGGCAUCCAGGUGCACUGCGACGGCAUCAAGGUGGCCGUGCCCGCGACGCCGCCCGCGCCGGCGAAGAAGAAGAAGCUAGCGAAGGCCGCCGCCGACGCGCCUUCACCGGCGGCCGUCGACGCGCCUUCGCCGGCGGCCGUCGACGACGCGCCGUCGCCGCCCGCGGCGGCGACCACCGUCGCGCGCGUGUGCCAGGUCAGGAUCCGAGUCAAGAUCUGGAAGUGGACCUUCUAGUCGCAUCGACAACCUGCUAGGGGCCGCAUUGCAAAAUUUUCGGGUAAAAGAAAGUUGCUUUGCUUUUCACGUCGAUUGAAGUCUAGUAGGAAACAGAACCAGAAUCAAUCGUGUGUCGCUGUAAAUUGUUUUCUGUUUGAAUUUUACGAAAUUUGGCGGGGGAGGGAACGAAGCCGAGAAGUGGUGUGGUAAGAAAGGAAAGGAGGCUACGCAUCAUCAUGCAGUAUUGCAGUGUGAGGCUUGAAAGAUUUGUUCAUUUUUUUCCCAUUUCUUUUUGUAGUGCUACUGUAUUGUUUAUUUUGGUUAUCUUGUUAUUAGUGCAAGUACAAUUUGGGGAUUUGUUACUUUUUACUAUGUAAUCCAAAUUAUCUGAGUGUACAAUUGGUAGUGACAUGCAAUGUAGUACUGUAUUGUCAAAUUACUACCUUUUGUGUUCCAAGUUUUGAA
Phragmites australis (common reed) is the source of this 1506-nucleotide messenger RNA. Its product is annotated as NDR1/HIN1-like protein 6. Lineage: Eukaryota; Viridiplantae; Streptophyta; Magnoliopsida; Poales; Poaceae. The transcript has a single exon. The coding region runs from base 196 to 1059 and encodes 287 amino acids. Gene Ontology annotation, cellular component: plasma membrane. The record is from RefSeq and is a predicted model, not a curated record.